Molecule: messenger RNA, 2100 nt
Organism: Zalophus californianus (California sea lion)
Lineage: Eukaryota; Metazoa; Chordata; Mammalia; Carnivora; Otariidae
Exons: 5
Coding region: 115-1758 (547 amino acids)
Source: RefSeq, a predicted model, not a curated record
GCGGCUCCCGUCGCACGUCGCGCGUCAAUCGCCUCGCGCCUCUCCCCUCUCGCCUGUCGCGCCGGGACAAGGGCGAUCGGCUCCCUCGAACCCGGGCUGCGCGGCGUGGCCGGCAUGAGCGCUCCGGAUGAGGUGUCUGCCUGGGGAGUGGGUCUGGGUCUGGGCCCGGAGGGCGGGGGACAGGCCAGCGUCCGCCCCGCCGGCCGCCGGGCCCCGCGGGCCCCGGGACGAGGUCUGGAUCUGGGGCCGCCGCGCAGCGGCGAGGGCGAGGGCGAGGGCGAGGGUGGGUUCCCAGACGCCGAGGGCUUCGAGUCCGAGCGGGAAGUGAUGGAAGCGGGAGGGCCCGUGCCGUGGGGCCGCGAAGGCCGCCCCGGCGCCCCGGCCGACGACAAGGCGGACGCCCUGGACUACGCGUCCCACCUCGCUGACGAGUCCGCGGCGAACACGGAGCAGCAGCUGACAGACCGCGAUGCCCGGGGCCUGCGGAGAAACCCGUCCCCGGAGAGCGGCGCCGUGGAGGCGUCGGGCGGUUGGGCCGGCCUCGAGGCAGGGCCCAGUGGGCGAGGCGCGCUCGCCCUGGGCCGCGUGGGGUCGCGGCCGCCUUCCGCCGCCCCACUGCACGUCGGUGGGCCCGAGGGGGGCCGGGCCUGGGGGAACCCGAAAAGAGGAGCCAAGGGCAGGUCGACCGUCCGGGUGUAUCGCCAGCGGCCCCCGGCCACCGAAGGCCCCGGCGGGCUGCCCUCCGACCCCGAGUCCUCAGAUGAGUUCAGCGAGAUACAGCUGAUGAGGGUGAGCAUUUACUCCAAAGAAGGCGGCCCAGCCAAGCCCAGCAGCCCCGAGGAUCCCGGGGACACAGCCAGACCCGCGAAUUUCCACGUCAGGGAGAAGUUCCUUCACGUGCGGGGCCCUUUCCUGACCUCCGCUCCCCGAGGAUUCACUUCGGUUGUGGAGAGGCAGGCCGUUGGAGAGCUGGACGUCUCCUCCUCUAAGAAAAUGCCAAGUGUGGUCUGGGGGAAGGGGGAGAGCAGGCCCAGCUACCAGGGAGCUGCUGCUGUUGCUGCCGCUGCAGGUGGCCUGCCCCAGGCCACCUCGAGGAGUAAGGCGGCCCAGGAGAAGAAAUGCCUAGGGGGGCCCUCAAAAGUGGCCCCGGGCAAAAGCUUCCCUUCCUGGGGGCAGAGAGUCUCGGCUGCUCCCCUGGAACCAGCCACCUUCCCCCCAAUCUCCGGUGUCCCGCUGCUUGGGAGGUCCGAGAGGUAUUCCUUGGUCCCUUCGGGACCCAAACAGUCCAAGCGCGCGGGCGCCGCCGGCAAGAAAUCUGUGGCCAGGAGGACACGGGAGGCAGAGGUGGCGGCCACUGCAGGAGAAGGCGGUGACUCCAACAGAGACGCGGUCCUCCCAAAGGGCCAACUUCCAACACAGAGGCCAGGCCCAUCUUCGUGCAUGCAUCGCAGGGAAUGCAGCAGCGGUGAUCUCCACGCCAGAGCACCCCAAGUUCCAGGAAGCUCGGAGCCCUGGGCCCUGAGCCAGGGAGACGUCCUGCACAGAGGGCCUGCCCUGUCCGAGGGUGGUGCUGCCUCACGUUCCACCCCGCCGAGGCCCUUUGCAGCUCCCUGGGGGCCUGGGAAGCUGGGUCGGAUGUCCUUUCCCUCGCAGGUGACCAGGAGCCGCCGGGCCAGCCCGCAAGGCCAGGAAGGCAGCAGGAACCACCGGCUGGCGCGCAGGGCUGUCUGCGGUGUCUCGUGCUACAGAGAGAAAUAGACGACCUUAAAGAGCAGCUUGCGGCCAUGCGGUCCCUGGCUGACAAGGGCCAGAGCCUCUGAAGUGAGUUGUUACACACACCGCUCCGCUUCGCACGGCCGUGGAUGUCGGCAGGGCCGGAGGCUGGCCCCGGCUCGGGCUCUUCCUGGACCCUGCGCUGUCGGGCAGGCGGAGCCCAGCAUCUCUGUAGCAGAGGGGCAGCUGGUGCCUUCGCAGCCAGGGAGCUGUGGCCAAGCCGGUUCCCUCCUGCCCGCCCUCAGCCAAGGCUUCCUCUCCCUGUUCUUUUGCCCCCCCUCCCCGCCCCGGUUCACAGCAGUUUCAAAUUAAAGUACCUCUCAGGUC